This is a messenger RNA of Eleginops maclovinus (Patagonian blennie), 3368 nucleotides long. RefSeq names its product c-mer proto-oncogene tyrosine kinase a (gene mertka). Gene Ontology annotation, cellular component: plasma membrane; signaling receptor complex. Bases 181 to 3009 code for a protein of 942 amino acids. The transcript has 19 exons. Gene Ontology annotation, biological process: multicellular organism development; positive regulation of kinase activity; cell migration. Gene Ontology annotation, molecular function: ATP binding; protein binding; transmembrane receptor protein tyrosine kinase activity. Lineage: Eukaryota; Metazoa; Chordata; Actinopteri; Perciformes; Eleginopidae. The record is from RefSeq and is a predicted model, not a curated record.
UCCAGCUGAAUGUGUUCUCGUGUCAACAACUCUUCAUAGCAGCUGCGUUGAAGCCGCGCAACUCGGUGAUGUUGGUUAUUCUCGGAGCUUGUCCGGUACCGAACACUCCUCUUAGAAUAAAACACAUUUGCAGCCUGUUGCAGGACAGAGAGCAUUAGUGAAGAGCUGAGACUGGUCAUCAUGGCACAGAAAACCGCUCCAGGCUGGUUUGGAGCGUUUCUCUCUGCCACGACAAUAGCCAUUAUUGUGGGGAGUCGGGUCAGCGCUCAGCACUCAACGGGCCAAAUACAUCGUCCCAUCAGGACCUCUGAGCCUUUUGUGGUACCGGGCCGUGUUUCAAAUGUUUAUCUGACACCGGAUCAGCUCAGACAGCUGCACUUCAAGCCCACCAUAGGCUCCAUCCAGCUUUCAGAAGGCCAUGAGGCGAAAUUUAACUGCUCCAUCGACAUCCCCGAUGCCAGGCUGGAUCCUACCAUCCUCUGGGUGAAGAACGGCCAGGAACUGGCAGCAAACGUACAGGUGGUGAUCAACGAGCUCCAGACCACCACAGGCGGGGUCACCACGCUACUCUCCACUGUCAGCAUUAUCCAUGUGCAGCGAGCUGAUGCUGGGGAGUAUAGCUGCAGGCUGAGUAUCAACUCCAGAAUGUUCGAGUCUCAGCCGAUCAGCAUCGAGGUGGAAGGCCUACCGACAUUUAUUCAUCAACCAGAAGACCGGAACGUUACAAGAAGCAAACCUUUCACGCUGUCAUGUGAGGCGAUUGGACCUCCAGACCCUGUUCAAAUCCGCUGGCUUCGUGAUGGGUUACAUGAUAGUGAAUAUCAAAAAUCUCCAAGCAGUUACACUGUGUCAGGUGUGGACAAGUACACUCAGUUCAGCUGCGAAGCUUACAACUCCAAGGGUGUCACCACCUCCAGAGAAGCAAAUAUCAACCUCAAAGUGCUUCCCGGGCCUGUGUCUAAUGUCACUGUGAUGGAGAGGCAGUCCAAUAAGUUGCUGUUGAGCUGGAGCCCAGGCCAUGAUGGUUUCUCUCCGAUUACUAAAUGCCACAUCAGGGUUAAACAGGUGAGUCGCAGGAAAGGGGAGGUGAUGACCACCAGGUUUAUCAACGUCACAGUGCCGUCUUUCCAGAGCGAGGUCCCCGGGCUGAAGGCUAUGACGUGGUACAACCUGAGUGUUUCCUGCAGCAAUGAGGUGGGGGCCUCUCCUGUCUCCAUGUGGAUCCAGAGCAACACCACUGAGGGAGUGCCAUCAGUUUAUCCCCGAAAUGUGACAGCACAGAUGAAUGACUCGUGGCUGGUAGUCCGGUGGAAACCUCCCCCAGAUGACAAGAUAAAUGGCAUCCUGAGUGGUUAUGAUGUUAUAAUCAGACAUGGCACACAAGUAACUAAGAUUCACAGUGAGACAACCAUGGUGUUUGUAGAUGUGCAGGAAUUCAACACAACCUACAGUGUGGAGGUGGCUGCGUGCACGCAGGCAGGGAGCGGCAUGGUCAGCCCACGAGUCUGGCUGUUUGUGCCAGAGGACAGGGUGUCCCCAUCAGCCAGCCCCGGCACCAGAGCUUCAGACUCGGUCAAUGUUGUGCUAGGUGUGGCAUGUGGCAUCUGCUUUCUGCUGCUUAUCAUCUGGGGGGCUAUCUGUUUCCACAACAGGACUUAUGACUCUUGGUUUGGGCGGUUGUUUGGAGGUGGAGAAAAGCUGCUGCCGUUUGUGACGUACACACCACAGAGAUCUUACAAUCGAACGGCCAUAGGAGUCACACUGGGGAACCUUGGUGUUAGCAAUGAGCUCCAGGCCAAACUCCAGGACAUGAUGGUCAUGAGGAACCUGCUCUCCAUAGGAAAGAUUCUUGGAGAGGGGGAAUUUGGGUCUGUGGUGGAGGGACGCUUACAACAACCAGACGGGACAUCUGAAAAAGUUGCCGUGAAGACAAUGAAACUGGACAGCUUCUCUCAAAGGGAGAUUGAAGAGUUCCUGAAUGAAGCGGCCUGCAUGAAAGACUUCAACCAUCCCAAUGUCAUCAGUCUGCUUGGUGUGUGCUUGGAAGUAGGCCCAGGAAACUUUCCAAAGCCUAUGGUCAUCCUGCCUUUCAUGAAAUAUGGAGAUCUUCAUAGCUUCCUGCUGCGCUCACGCCUGGGAGAGAGUCCUUUGUUCUUGCCCACUCAGACCCUCCUGAAGCUCAUGGUUGACAUUGCUUUGGGUAUGGAGUAUCUCAGUGGACGAAACUUUUUGCACCGUGACCUUGCUGCUCGCAACUGCAUGCUGCGUGAUGACAUGACGGUGUGUGUAGCAGACUUCGGGCUAUCUAAGAAGAUCUACAGUGGGGAUUAUUACAGGCAGGGCAGAAUAGCUAAAAUGCCUGUAAAAUGGAUUGCAGUAGAGAGUUUGGCUGACAGAGUUUUUACUGUAAAGAGUGAUGUGUGGGCAUUUGGCGUCACCAUGUGGGAGAUUGCUACUCGAGGCAUGACGCCGUACCCUGGAAUCCAGAACCAUGAAAUAUAUGACUACCUUCUGGAAGGACAGAGACUGAAGCAGCCAACAGACUGUUUGGAUGAGCUGUAUGAGAUCAUGUAUGGCUGCUGGAGGACCGAUCCACUUGACCGACCUUUCUUUCCCCAACUGCGAGAAAUGUUGGAAAAGCUCACAGAAAAGCUCCCGGAGAGUUUCAGCAAGGACGAUAUCAUUUAUAUUAACACCAGCUUUCCCGAAGAUGACCCUGAUGGAGAAACAUCAGCAGCUGCACAACAUCCUGUGUUCAACUCAUCGCCUUCCUGCAGCCAUCAGGCAGCCGAAAAUUCAGUAGUUACUGCGGACAUUCACGGUAGCUUGCAGGAUGAGGAGGGUGAAGAGGAUGAUCGUUAUGUGGUGGUGAUAUCCUCUGAUCGCUCCCACAGACCUCCUGCAGUGGACACUCCUCUUUUGUCAAGUGAUGCUCGAAGUCAAGCUAAUGGAGUGACUGAUGUUGGGGCUAUGCUUCAAUCGUCAAGUGACUGUUCUUCCCUGCUAUAGAUUACCACCCAGCAGAACAAAAGAAGCAAUAAAAAACUGAUACCAUCUGUACUAAACAGUAUGCCUCACCCCACUGGGAACCCACCUUGAAAAUUCCUGAUGUGGAAUUUCUUUUUCUGCUAUACAUGCUAGCCUAAGUGUCAGUGUUAGGAAUACUGUUUAUGUGUUUUUUCAUUCAACAUGUUCCAUAAGCUUAAGAUACACUGAACUGUGAAAUUGUUUACUGUAUUGAAUUUUGUGAUGUCAUGUAAAUAUAAUAAUGUACAAAAUCUUUUUUAAUGUGAUCUUGAAUAUUGUAAAAGAAAACAUGAUUCAUAGAGGUCUUUAAGAUUUAAUUAAAAUGAGAUUCAUUUUGCAAA